AUCAGUAAAUUAUCACAAAAUAAAACUCACAUAAUGUCGGAGUCAGUGAUGUUGUAAUGAAUGUUUGUCAGUCAUGUCCCUUGCAAACUCGCAGAUUUUUACGAACGAUGCUCGAAAGGACGAUGCUGUUUCGUCUAAGGUCCGUUCUCUACAGCAAGUCAUUCGUUUAACUCAAGAAAAUUUGGAAGAACUCGAUCGGCAUUUUAAAGGUGUUAGGCAUCCUCCAUCAAUGUUUUUGGAGGAAUAUGAAGGACUACAAACUAAAUUAUCACAGUUGCAAUUUAAAAAAAAGGAACUAUUGGAAUCUGGAACACCAUCGAGCAAUGACAACCAUUCAUUAGUCACCGAACCUGAAAGUACUCUUACUUGCACAACACCAACAUCGUCCAGCUCGAGAGCCAGUUCAACAACUUGUGAUGUACCUGGUUCACCUGUCACCCAUGAUUAUGUUCGAGUCUAUCUUCCAAAUAAACAACGAACUGCUAUCAAAUACAAGCCGGGAACAACGAUUGAAAAAGCUCUCAGCAAGGGUAUGUUGAUGCGAGGCUUGUCCACAGAUAUGUGUUAUGUUGUACGUAUCUCAAAGCAGGGGAGCGUCAGGGAAGAGUUAUCUUGGAGUACUGAUCUAUCCAAUUUAAACGAAGGUGACGAGAUUUCCGUGGAGAAACGUGGGAAUAUUCCUAUAUCCAGCAGCAUAUCUCAUAAUUUUAUACGCAAGACAUUUUUUACCUUGGCUUUCUGUGAUUCGUGUCGUAAACUCCUAUUCCAAGGAUUUCGGUGUCAGAUAUGUGGCUACCGUUUUCACCAGAGAUGUGCGUUAAAUGUACCGUCAAUUUGUUUAGCUGUUCAAACAGAGAAAGUAUAUGAAUUUCUUGUAAAUAUUAACAAUCGCGAUGACGAAACCAACUUUCACGAAAACGGUAACACGGAAAGCUUAAUUUCGAGGGAGAGGUCUAUAUCGGCACCGAAUGUUCAUAAAAUCAGCUUACAAGAGGGUGGUUUUAAGUAUCCGAAAGACGCAUCAGCCACAAUGUCAGGUGCAUCGCCAUUGGGAGUUGAAAAGCGUAUGACGGGCUUAAAAAGCGUCGGGUCUCCUCCCCCUGUAUAUAAUGUCUUUGAUGAUAGAAGGGAUUUUGAAAGAAGAGAGCUCAUGGACGAUGGUCGUUUACGACCUCAAAGUCGCGUUUUACCUGAACGACCGAUGACUCCUAAUCUCGGCGCUAAUCGUGCUCACUAUCGCUUUAAACAACGUGCAAAAUCCUCGUCUGAAAUCAAGGAGCAACGUCAACGUCAUAAUUCUAAUGAUGAUUGGGAAAUCCCCGAAGAAGAAGUUGAAAUGGGUGAGAGGAUAGGAUCUGGAUCCUACGGAACUGUUUUCAAAGCACAAUGGCAUGGAACAGUUGCCGUGAAGCGAUUGAAUAUAACAGAGCCGACUCCAGCCCAGCUUCAAGCUUUUAAGAAUGAAGUUGCCGUGUUAAGGAAAACGAGACACAUCAACGUGCUGCUAUUUAUGGGCUGCAUAUCAAAACCGUCUCUGGCAAUCGUCACUCAAUGGUGCGAAGGUUCCACGUUAUAUCGUCAUCUUCACGUAAACGAAUCGAAAUUUGAAAUUUUACAACUCCUGGACAUAGGUCGUCAAAUAGCUCAAGGCAUGGAUUAUCUUCACGCUAAAUCAAUUAUUCAUCGAGAUUUGAAGUCAAACAAUAUUUUUUUGCAAGAAGAUUUGACUGUAAAAAUCGGUGACUUUGGUUUGGCGACAAUUAAGUCAAGAUGGAGUGGACAGAAUUUUGAGCAACCUUCAGGUUCAAUAUUAUGGAUGGCGCCUGAAAUAAUUCGGAUGAAGGACUCACAUCCUUACUCGAACAAAUCUGAUGUUUACGCCUAUGGGAUCGUGCUAUAUGAGUUGACAUCUCGAACACUUCCGUACUCUAACAUUGGUAACAAAGACCAGAUAUUGUACAUGGUUGGGAGAGGAUUUUUGAGAGUUGAUCUUAACAAGAUUCGAUCAGAUUGUCCGAAAUCCUUGAAGCGAUUGCUAAUGGAUUGCAUCAAUUUCCAUAGAGACGAGCGGCCUUUAUUUCAACAGAUUCUUGCCGAGAUGGACUCGUUGAUUCAGUCGCUUCCGAAAAUUCACCGCAGUACGUCCGAGCCAGUAUCUUUAAACAGAACUCGUUUCUCAUCCGAAGAUGGAGUGUUUAUGAGUAAUGGCUCACCGGAUACUCCAAUACAUAGUCCCUAUGUUGGUAGUUCAUUUCCAUUUUUUCAAAACAUGAAUGUUAAUUCCCAUUAUUGAUCAUUUGCCCGGAGAAAGUGCACAAGACAUCACAGCGAAGAUGUGAAGAAUGUUAUCUCUUCCGAUGAAGAAUCUGAAAAUAGAUUCAUUUUGUUGUCGGUUGAUGAUCAUUACUGUCAACGACAUGAAAGCAUGAAUCUCAAAUCGAUAUCUUCAUUGCAUUGAUAUCAGUCAACAUGUUAGUUCCGUGGUAAAUUGAUUGGAAUGAACGUAGGGCAUAGAUAAUUUCCCGUAUCAAUGGCAAAGACGGAGCUGUAAACGAUCUUUUGAAAUAUUGGAAAUAGGUGAUUUUUAACUCUUCUUACUUAGCAAUUUAUUUCUUAGCACGACAUCUACAUUAAUUUUUAAUCAAAAACGGCAUUCUGUGGAAGUGCUUUUAGUGUGGAAAAGAUUUAUAGUUUUGAAGCAUUUCUCCAAAGCGUUUGACGCAAGAAUGUGACAAUCUUCUCUUUAACUUAACUUUUCCUAAAAGUCUUUCGUCUGUAUUGUGUAUGAUAAAUAAGAAAAGUGGUUGAGACUGAAA
Molecule: messenger RNA, 2816 nt
Organism: Xenia sp. Carnegie-2017
Lineage: Eukaryota; Metazoa; Cnidaria; Anthozoa; Malacalcyonacea; Xeniidae
Product: serine/threonine-protein kinase A-Raf-like
Exons: 19
Coding region: 74-2293 (739 amino acids)
Biological process (GO): protein phosphorylation; signal transduction
Molecular function (GO): protein kinase activity; ATP binding
Source: RefSeq, a predicted model, not a curated record